Molecule: messenger RNA, 4338 nt
Organism: Aedes albopictus (Asian tiger mosquito)
Lineage: Eukaryota; Metazoa; Arthropoda; Insecta; Diptera; Culicidae
Exons: 10
Coding region: 1441-4263 (940 amino acids)
Biological process (GO): protein dephosphorylation
Cellular component (GO): protein phosphatase type 2A complex
Molecular function (GO): calcium ion binding; protein phosphatase regulator activity
Source: RefSeq, a predicted model, not a curated record
AGACGACCGGACCGACGGCUUAAAGUGGCACAGCAGCUCUUGCAGGAGACGGUUCGAUUUUUCCUUGGUUCAUUCGGCGCGGUUCGUUUGGUUCGAACACCACAGUCGCAGAGUGGAAUUAUUGUGUGGAAAACCUCCCCCGCGCGGACCCGUUUCCCUUGCCGUUCGUCUUGAAGGAAGUGCAUUUUCAGGUGGUGAGGAUUUUCGCGACUGGGUUCCGAUUCUCUGCUUUGUGACUGACCGGCGGUUAGUGGAAAACCGGGAAAAUCCGGAUGGAUUGAUGCCACCGAGUAGUGCGUGAGGAGCCCCGCGAGGGUCAUCAAUCAGUGUUUCUUUCCCAGCAGCAGCAGCGCAGCGGAAGCAAAGUGUUGUUGUAAAUUAUACCGAGCCGAGCCGACUCCUGGGUAUAGAUAGGGGAGGGACGAAGGACGACGUGCAGCAAUCGAUAUUCUGCCGUUCCGCGCCGAGGUGAAUUGGGGCCGUGGGAAAACAAAAAAAAAGGAUCCUGGACAGAACAGGACGUCCGCGUUUGAUGCGUUUUUGAUGAUGGUGGUUUGAUUUCUUUUACUGCGGGUUGAACAAAAGGAAGAAGCAAAUAAAAAUGGUGGAUCGAAAGUGAUUGGGAAAAUUGCGAAACGGGGAAAAUCAAAGUGCUUCAGGGGUGUGGAGAAAAAAAAAAGAAGUUGACUUUCCUCCUUCUGUGUGAAAACAUGGCGCACCCGGGUCACAGACAGACAAAGGAAGAAGGAAAGUGAUAACGUUUGCGGUCAACAAGGAUACCCCGGAUUCGAGGAAGUGGAUACUAGGAAAAAAGAGUUCUAAAUUUACGGGAACCGCGGAGCAGCCUCAGUGUGAUCCAACCAGACCAGGCAAAGCGCGGAUAGCGUCACGUAGCCAGCAAGCUAGUCAGCUAGCCAGCCAACAGCACCAUUAAUUAGCGACGUAACCCGUGACGUCCUCGGUUCGUCCGUCGACUCUCCGGCGUUGGCGACGAAGACGACGACGACGGCGUAGAAGAUAUGGCUGCCAAUAAAAGUUUGAAAACAAAAUGAAAAGAUCAAUAGGAAAAUCAUCCGGAAAAGAGUUCAAAAUUGUUCACAAUCGAGAAUGAGCUCACCAUGAGCUGAUAAAAACAAAAGCGUAAAACGAAAAAUCAUCCGGUGCAAAACGGAAAGAGAAAAGAAAUCGAGAGCUCUACUAAGUGUGAAUUGCGUUUGUGUGUGUGCGCGCGUGAGCUCGCUGCUACGAUCAAUCAACUACUACACACACUACUGUGCGCUGCCUGGAUUUCGUGAACCGCUGUGCGGUUAACCAUUCACGUGCGCGUGCACAUACACACACGUGCGUGCGUGUUAUUGUGAAUUUCAGUGUGCUACCAUUCUCUCGGCCAAUCACCGAGACACGACCGCUGCGGCUUGGCCCUCGCGGCCACCUUCUUGGAUGUGGAUAAUGAUGUCGAAGCAGUCCUCCGCUUCGUCGCCUUCGUCGAGUGUGCACAGCUUCGCCGAAGGUCAGUCGAGCAACCACCAGCAGGAGGACCUCGACGCGAUCGCGAAGCAGAUUUCCGAUCACGCCGAAGCCAUCUACCAGACAUGGAAGGCCCGUGGCCUAGCGCCAACUGAAAUCCUCAACUGCCAACUGCCGACGGCGGACGGUGAGAAUGCUUUUAGCAAAACCUUGAGCCCUACGACAACUACCGCUACCUCUUCCGCAUCGCCGGGCUCGCCGUCCUUGCCGGCAUCGUCGUCUAGCGCGAACCACCAAAAAUCCGCCACUUCCGGUGUAGCCGAACUACUCGCGCAAGCCCCCGAGCUAUCCAACAACAGCCUUGAGCAGUUGGUCAGUUCGUUCGUGAACGAAGACAAAGCUCGGAUUGCGGCGCAGAAACGAGGUGCCGGACGUCCGGUUUCCGCUGGUUCCGCCAUCAAGAGUGUGCUUCAAAAGUUCGAACAAAACGGUGCUCAGAACUUGAACACUUCCCCGAUCAACAAACCAAAUUACAUCCGGCCAAGCAACAACACCGCUACACCAAAUAAGGUGAACAACAACAACAACAAUAACCUUAGUACCCUGAACAAGAACAAUGUUCCAGAUGUCCUGAAGGACACGCUGGUCGAGAAACCCCGCGAAAAGCCACAGACUCCGGUUAAACCGGACCAUUUGCUGAACCAUGUUCCUAGCUGGCCGCUGAAGAACCGCGUAGUAAAGUCCAGCGGACCAAACGGUUCCGACAAAGUCAACCAUCACCAAACGCUCGCUUCAACGGGUUCCGGAAGUAGCGGCAGCCCUAGUAGUAGUAGUAACAGUGGCCUUAGUAGCAUCUCCGGUGGAACCGGCUUCAUUUCCAAGAAUACCGCGGAACUUAUGGAUGAGGUUUCUCGGGAAGAAGAACGUCUAAUCAACGCACUGAAAACGGGAACCGUUCUCAACAGCAGUGACAACCUCCUUCCGGAGGUUAUAACCUCCACCCUUCCGGAGACCCGAGACGUCCCCGACUACGGUUACAGCAGUAAUCGACCGCUCGUCGACAUGGUGACCUCGUCCACUGUGGUGGCCAACGGGUCUACCAAUGGCACCACUACCAACGGUACCAAUGGUACUAGCGCUGGCGCUGGCACCGACGCCGGUGCCCCCAACGCCGCCGCCGGGGUCAAACACUGGAACGGGGUUCCCAUGAAGCCCAAUCACAUACCGAUCCUGAACAUUCACCAGAUCCACGAGCAGCACAAGCUGUCCACGAAUUUUACGCGCAACGUUGCAACCACAAGACUGCCGAAGGAUUUUGGCCGCCCGGCGGCGGCCUCGGACGACAAGAAGGAGUUCCAGGCGAAGACCAUUCCGAGCCCGAUCCGGCCGUUCCUGUCGCGGGGCUCCGUGGCCGAGCGGGUGCUGAUAUUCGAGAAAUGCCCGGAGAAGGCCCCGCCCCGGGAACGCGCCAAAGAGCCAGUCAAGGUGCAGUCCAAACCCGUCAACAGACUGAUCCCGCCAAACAUUCAUACCACGCUUCAGCGACAUCUGAAGAACUCAACGAAAGCUCCCUACAUACCACAAUUCCACUUCCCGAAUGGCAAACCUCCGCCGGCCAUCACGACGGAAACGACCAUGCAACGACUGGAGCAGGUGUUCGAGAACCUGCCCAACUACGAGUGCCCCCGGGACAAGUUCCACAUGAUUGUGACCAUGUGCCAAGUGCCACUCUACUGGCGGGUUCCGCUGUUCAUGUGCACCCCGCUGACGGCCAGCGGUUGCGUGAACGGCGACAAGUUCAUCGGCUUCUGGCGACAAAUGACUUCCUUCUGCCACGAUCCGGCGUCCCGCUUCACGUUCAUCAUGUCGCGAGGGGACCGCUCGCGGCCUUACAUCCUGCCGGAAGACUUUGCCUCCCUGAUACAGGACGUGGUGGACACCCAUCCGGGGCUGGCGUUCCUCAAGGAGGCGGCCGAGUUCCACUCGCGGUACGUCCACACGGUGAUAGCCCGGAUCUACUACAACGUGAACCGCAGCUGGACGGGGAAGAUCACCGUGCCGGAACUGCGCAAGAGCAACCUGCUCGAUGUGAUACAACUGCUGGAGGAGGAGGAGGACAUCAACCAGAUCAUGGCGUACUUCAGCUACGAGCACUUCUACGUCAUCUACUGUAAGUUCUGGGAGCUGGACCGGGAUCACGACCUGUACAUUGACCAGCAGGAUCUGGCCCGGCACAACGAUCACGCGUUAUCAUCCCGCAUGAUCGAGCGGAUCUUUUCCGGCUGUGUGACGCGAGGUCCCCGACGGGGUAACCCGAACCCGAUCAUAGUGGGCCCGAAUGGGCCCAAGAUGUCCUACACGGACUUUGUGUGGUUCCUGCUGGCCGAGGAGGACAAGACGCAUCCGACGGCCAUCGAGUACUGGUUCCGCUGCAUGGAUGUCGACGGCGACGGGAUGCUGUCGAUGUACGAGCUGGAGUACUUCUACGAAGAGCAGCAGCACCGGAUGGAGUCGCUCGGAAUCGAGACGUUACCCUUUGAAGACUGUUUGUGUCAGAUGCUGGAUAUGAUCAAACCGACAACGCCCGGCUGUGUCACGCUCGCCGACCUGAAACGGUGCAAGAUGACGCCCAUCUUCUUCGAUACGUUCUUCAACCUGGAGAAGUACAUGGAGCACGAACAGCGGGAUCCAUUUGCGCAGCGUGAUAAUGAUGAUCAGCUCUCGGAUUGGGACCGAUACGCCGCCCAGGAGUACGAACUGCUGGUGGCCGAAGAGGGAGGAGACACCCAAGGGUAAAUAUGCACUUUCAGUUCGGUUUGUCUAAUUUCCCGGCCUAUCUCACAGACAACGCGUACCCGUACACACACUCAC